Messenger RNA from Aspergillus campestris IBT 28561, 884 nucleotides. RefSeq lists its product as uncharacterized. Lineage: Eukaryota; Fungi; Ascomycota; Eurotiomycetes; Eurotiales; Aspergillaceae. Bases 285 to 755 code for a protein of 156 amino acids. The transcript has a single exon. The record is from RefSeq and is a predicted model, not a curated record.
CUAGAGAAAAUAGACGGAGGAGCGGUGGAGAGUGGAUCGCGAUCGUCGAUGGGGGAUGGAGCUGUCUGUUGUAUGGAGAAUCGCAGAGACAACUCGUCGCGCGCGUUGUUUGGUAUGGGAGUUGGCGCGGAGGUCAAUCGGGGAGGAGUCGAAAGAUGAACGAACGAAUCAAUGAAUCAAUCGAUAGUUCGAGGAAUGGCACAGGCGACUAGCGAAAAGAGGGAAAGCAAGUCGCAAGCAGUAGGGAGAUCGGAGGGUGGUGGAUCGACGGGAGAUGGAGAUGGAUGGAGAUGGAUGGAGACAGGGACGAUGGGUCACUGGAUGAGGAAGUAGUGAGGGAUACGAAAGAGACAAUCUUUCAGAUGAUGGAGUCUAUCAGGAUAAUAUCUGAAGGAGUAUUAGACGUUGCCAGAGGGAGAGAGAGAGAGAGAGAAAGUGAAGUGAAAGUAAGAGAUAGAGAGAGACAGAGGGAGAAGAUCAAAGGGCGAAGAAGAAAGAAAGCGAGAGAUUCAGCCCCAAUGGUUGAGUCUGCCUCACCGCUUACCCGAUCGGGAAUAGCUCCCGUGCCUCCGUCGCGAUUUCACCCUCGAUUGGGGGGAUCCUCAGGCACGGCAGAAACAACAGCAUCUUCUCCAUUGUGGAUGACUGGCAACCGUGUUUAUCCUUCCAUCUCCAUCUCCGAUUUCCAUCAUCUUCACGGGAGAUAUCUGCGAGAACGGAUAGGUGUCGAACUGGAGAGUAAUCCCACCCAUUGAGGGAUAUGGGAGACCCCAAACACCGUGGAAGGGCGGGGGUGAAAAGCACCAGAAAAAGAGGGGGAAAGACGAGGAAAGAAGAGGAGAAGGAAGACCGCCGUAGGCAAAUAUGAAAGCAGAUAAAUAGAC